Molecule: messenger RNA, 786 nt
Organism: Lottia gigantea (owl limpet)
Lineage: Eukaryota; Metazoa; Mollusca; Gastropoda; Lottiidae
Exons: 3
Coding region: 1-786 (261 amino acids)
Source: RefSeq, a predicted model, not a curated record
AUGGCUACGGAGUCCGAUAUUAGUACGUUAUUCCAAAAUUUAACUGGGGAAUUGAUAGGUUUGUCCACUACUUUAAAACAUCAUGGCGUUUCCCACCUCGUAGACCAUUUUGCCGGUGAUCCAAAACAUUAUUCCGAUUGGAUAAAAAGCAUCCAAAAGUAUGCAUUAUUGGCUGAUAUACCAGACGCUAAAAUUAAAUAUAUAGCUUAUCAAACAAGUUCUAGUACAGUCAGCGAUUUUUUGGCUAGAUAUUUACCAGAACACGCCCAUAGUUCUUGGGGACAAGUAAAAAGGGAAUUAGCAACGCGCUUUGAUACCAUAACAGAUGCUCAACAUGCCCUUGUUAUAUUACAAACUGCUAGAGUGAGGAAAAUGUGCAAAUCUUUGCCGAACGACGGCACUACAACUAAAUCUCAUGCAGAGGAUUUGCGUCUAGCCAAUAUUGAGAAUUGGGAGAUUCCCAAACCCGACGAUGAUCAUCGUCAUCGAAAUGCUAAUUACGUUGUAACCCCCGAAAGCUCAAGCGAUUCUUCCAGUGAUGGAAGUGCCACAGAGGAUGAUGACUUGUUUGAUUUAGUAAAGGCAUCUCGCCACACUCGUGCUAAUUCAUCUUCUGAAGAUGAUAUACCUCUUAUGGAGUUGGCCAAUCGCAUUCGCGCUACUCGACCCCUGUCGCCGGAAAAUUCUGCGGUCGAAACUAUGGAGGUUGAUACUCUAGAAGAUGAGAAAUUCCCUUCUUUUUGCAUUUAUACUGUUUGGCUUGAGCGACAGUUUUCAUAUUUAUGA